Molecule: messenger RNA, 1879 nt
Organism: Spea bombifrons (plains spadefoot toad)
Lineage: Eukaryota; Metazoa; Chordata; Amphibia; Anura; Pelobatidae
Gene: VPS36
Product: vacuolar protein sorting 36 homolog
Exons: 14
Coding region: 74-1234 (386 amino acids)
Biological process (GO): protein transport to vacuole involved in ubiquitin-dependent protein catabolic process via the multivesicular body sorting pathway
Cellular component (GO): ESCRT II complex; late endosome membrane
Molecular function (GO): ubiquitin binding; phosphatidylinositol-3-phosphate binding
Source: RefSeq, a predicted model, not a curated record
GUGUGUAUUGAGGCUUUGGUUCCGGGUUUUCUUUCAGUGGCUGUCAUACCGGAUUUUGGCCGACCUUCUUAGCAUGGAUCGCUUUUCCUGGUGCUCCGGGUUGCUGGAUAUUGAUGAGACGCUAGUGAUCCAGCAGCGUGGGGUCAGGCUGUCAGAUGGGGAGGAAAAGACUAAAUUUGAUACUGGAACUCUUCUUUUGACAACGCACAGACUUCUAUGGAGAGACCAGAAAAAUCAUGAUUUCUGCAUUGCAUUCCCACUUUCUCAGAUUGUUUUCACGGAGGAGCAGGCAGGGGGCAUUGGGAAAAGCGCUAAAAUUGUGGUCCAUCUUCAUCCUUCCACCUCCAACAAAGAACCCGGACCCUACCAAAGCAGCCGAUUCUCGUACAUCAAGUUGUCCUUCAGAGAACACGGUCAAAUCGAGUUCCAUAGGCGUUUGACAGAGGAACUAACGCAAAGACGAUGGGAAAGGUUAUCUAUAUCGCCUUCUGUACAAACGGGCAAAGGGUUGCAGGGUGGGAGAAUUAAAGCCGUCGGCAUUGUUGGCAUCGAGAGGAAGUUGGAGGAAAAGAGAAAAGAGACGGACAAAAACAUUUCCGAGGCGUUUGAGGAUCUGAGUAAGCUGAUGGAGAAGGCCAAGGAAAUGGUGGAGCUGUCUAAAGCAAUAGCGAACAAAAUCAAAGAAAAACAGGGGGACAUCUCGGAGGACGAGACGAUCAGGUUUAAAUCCUAUCUCCUGAGUAUGGGAAUAGUAAAUCCCGUCACCAGAGAAACGCAUGGAUCAGGGACUCACUAUCACAUGCAACUGGCGAAGCAGCUGGCAACGAUGCUGCAGACUCCUUUGGAGGAACGAGGUGGCAUUAUGUCUCUUACUGAAGUGUACUGCCUAGUAAAUCGAGCACGAGGCAUGGAGCUGCUGUCACCAGAAGAUUUAGUAAAUGCUUGCAAAAUGCUGGAGUCCCUGAAGCUCCCAUUGAGGCUUCGUAUUUUUGAGAGUGGAGUCAUGGUGAUUGAGCACCAGUCGCACAACGAAGAAGAAAUGGUGGCUUCUGCUUUAGAAACGGUAUCUGAGAAGGGUUCCUUGACAUCGGAAGAGUUUGCCAAGAUUGUAGGAAUGUCUGUUCUCCUUGCUAAAGAAAGGCUGUUACUCGCAGAAAAUAUGGGACACCUUUGCAGAGACGACUCCGUAGAAGGCUUGCGUUUCUAUCCCAACCUUUUCUUAACCCAGAGUUAAUGGCUUGGUUUCAAAAAUGUUAAUUAUUAAGGUGUCUUUAUAUAUUUCCUACAAAAGCUUGGCAAAGACUAAAACACAAGAAUUAAGCGGAUUCCUGUGUGCAGUUUGGGGACUCUGACAAAUAAUAAUUGUUCAUAUCCGGUGUUAAAAUGUAUUUUCUUAGUGCUCAUCAAUGAUUAAAAAAAGCGUUUGGAAAUUUGUCAUGUGUAAAUAUCCUGCAUUUAUGUAAACAUGAAAAAUAUGAUUCCGUAUGUUGGCUUUGAUGAUGUAUAAGUGUAUAUGCAUCACGGCGGAUAUAAAUGUAAUUGUAAAAGGUUUGGCACAUUCUGCACUUUUACAUUGAAGACAGGUUCUCAGAUUUUAAAUUCAGUAAGACUGUUGGAAGGACAUAACUCUAUCAUGAAACAGCGAUUUCAGUGCAGCUAUAAAUGAUGUGAGUUCAGCUUGGUUCUUUGCCAUAAUGCAUAGUUAAUGUUGUGAGAUGAAGCACCUUGACCUAGGAAUAAUUACUAUUUUCAGUGAACUUUAUAUUUUCGUUGUUUUCUUUUCCGCAGUGUGGCACGGAUUAAGCAACAUUUGCUGACAACAUAUACAAAAGUUAACAUACAUGAAUAAUGUCACAAUAAAUAUUGUUGUGUCUUACUA